AUGUCUUCUUGGUUUUCGUAUUAUUUUGGUGGACGAGCGAUAAAAGAGGAGCCGGAAGAGGAGAAAAAAGCUGAAGAAGAAGGAGAAGCGAGUACAAGUAGAGGAGAUGAGGAGAGAGGGGAGACGAGCAGACCGGCAGGGUUUAUGGCAUGGAUGUCACCAGCUGAAGGAGGGCAUAUCAUUCGACGAAAAGUGACCCGACAAGAAACGGGCCUCGAUGAAGUCUGUCUCUUCUCGUCGCCUGAAUCAUCUGAACCAAAAUCCCCUCCAUCUGAGCCUGUUUCAUUGAUCUCACCAACCAGCGCACUCCAGCAUGCUUUAGAUGAUCUGACGAGUGAACAACGAGAGAGAAUCGAACAGGUUCUUCAACGAGCCGAAGCCUCCCGAAAAGAGGCCAGAGUCGCCGUUGACACUCGACGAUUGGCAAGGAAAGGAAUCACACACAAAAUUCUACGCGAGAAAGCCUCUUUUGAUCAAGAACAAGCUGGAGAGUCUGAGCGCGAGGACUCCUUUGAAAUGAGUGAUUUCCCCUUGGUACAAAUGGAUUCAUUACCCGAAACGCUGGAAGUUUCGAUGAGCGAGACGGCCAGUCCGUCACACCGAAUAUCGCCGAGGAGAAUGCUAUCGGAAAGAGCGGAUUCGAUUGUGGCGAUUGGGGAGAAUUUGGAAAGAGAAGCCUCAGCGACAGCCACGAAAAUCGUUUCCCGUGUCCGCGUGCUCACCGCUCAACUAACGCAUUGGUUCUCGCAAAUCGAUGAAGAUGGCGAUUUGUUGGCUUUCAUGAAUUUGGGGCAGAGCAAAUCCCCGAUGGUGCUUGAGGCGGAGGCCGACUCGUGGGCCGACGAUCUCGCUUGUUCAAUUGUUGCCGCCGCUUUGUCCAAGUAUUAUCAGAGUCUACUCCUUCCAAGCACUUUCGAAGAGUUUUGUCGACGCUUGGUCGAAGACAUCUUUGAGUUGGUUUACAGCCAGAUUGUCGUGACUGAGCUAGAGGAUGAGGAGAUAAAAAGGUUGGACGAGAUCUGCGAGCGCUUGGUCACCGAGGUGCUUGACGCGGCCAUUGCAAGCGAUAUGAUAAAACACUCGGAGACAGACGAAGAGCUGGCUCUCUUCUACGAACUCCGAAAAGUGCACGUCUCUCGGUCAUUCGAGUGCGCCGAAGAGCUAGAGAAAAUGCUGGAAAUGUGUGAGAGAAUUGAACCAGAAGCGGAAAAUGGGAAACACGUUUGGGAUGGAUUAGAGAUUGUGGAUGCAGCCUCCACCGCUUCCACAUCGAGCGCUAUCCCAUUCGCCUAUUCUGUGAUGGAAGAAGAAGUGGAUGAUGUGCCCGAUGGUUGUUCUGUCAUCCUCUCCGCGUCGAAUAGUUCCCUAUCAAGCGGCUCUCGACCAGUUUCCGUCAUUAAUCGUUAUGAAUGGAUGGAAUGGAUGAAAAGAGAAAAAGAAGAGCCCAAGACACCGACAAUUCACUCAAUUGAUCACCAUUCUUCACCAUCUACUUCAGAGUUUGCCUUGAAAAUGAUGAAGUUAGAAGAGGAGCUGUAUCAGGAUAUAAUGAUCACAAGAAUUGAACGAAGUUUAUCGCCACCGAAGAGAUUCCAGAGUGAAUUCUUUGUAGACAUUAUUGAGAGAGAGCUUGAAAGAGAGCUGGAGUACGAUGAAGAGGAAUUGAUCUCGUAUGAAGCGACGGAUUACAUUGUCCCAAUGAUUGCCUAUUCAAAAACGUUAGAGGAGUUGCUUGAGCGAGCGAAAAUGAUCGAUUUAAAUCGGCAUCAACCACCGCCACGACCGAAACCCCCGAGUUGGACACAGACAAAACUAAGAGAAGUGGAGGAAAAGAGGAAAGAAGAGUACAAUGCUUUGCGGAAAGUUUCUGAAGUCUCAGAAGAAGUCUCAGAAGAAGAGUCUUCUUUUGAAACUGAUUUUGGGGAGAUUUUGGAAAGAGAUAUUUUCUAUGAACCACUUGAAGAAGAAAAGGAUUUUAUUAAACCGUCCUCUAGCUCUGAGGAAGAACUGGAGAAUGAACCAGUUUAUGAGAGACUUGAUGAGAUUUCAGAGUUGAAUAGUCAAAGAUUCGUUUCAUCACUGAUGAGUGGAGUUGAUUCGGAGAAAUCUGAACUAUUUGAGGAGAAUCUUGAUGUUUCAUCUGCUGAAUUUGAUGUUUCAUCGAGUACUGUACAAUCUAUGGAAGUAAAACUUGUUCAAGCUGAGAUUUCAGCUCAAAUACCGGAAUUGUUAGAGGAAUUAAAAGUUUACACAAGAAUCUGGAUGGCUACGGCUUUUAGUGAAGAGGUGUGCUUUAAACCGAGCACUACUCAGCCAAUCUUGCUAAUUGCUUCACCUUCUGACGAUGAGCAUGAUCAAUUGUUUAAACAAAAAUCUCUAGAAUUACUUCAAAAAUCUGUUGAUGAUGUUAUUCGACAAGAAACAACAUUUCUAGAAGAGAAGUCUGAAGAAGUAACCCUAGUCAAGCCUGAAAUCCCCAACAUUAUACCAGCUUUAAUGCUACAUGAACGUGAAAUUACAUCAAGCAUUGUGACUGCUACCUGUUUUGGUGAAAAUUUGAGCUUUCAACUAAAUUCUUUACCGAUUUUGAGUAGAGAAGACUCGGACACGUUCACAGCCUCUUCUUCAACAUCUGGUGCUGAUCGAGAACGAUCAUUUGAACAGGGAUCUUUUGAAAUUCUAGUUUCACCAGUUGAAGACAUCAAUUUUGUUGAUGCAAUGACUUUAGAGCUGCAAAAGUCGGAGAAAGUGGAAUUGAUAAAAGCUGAAAUCCCAAGCUUAAUCUCACCCACGAUGGCUCAAGAACUUGAAAUGACAACGAGAAUUGUAACCGCUACUUAUUUUGGUGAAGAGGUGAGAGAAGAGCCAAGUACUUCGGUUUUGAUCAGAGAAGAUUCUGAAACUUUCACAGCUUCUUCAUCAACAUCAGGAGCUGAUCAAGAGCAAUCAUUUGAAAAAGAAUCGUUUGAGCAAGUACAAGAACCAAUUGAUGCUAACACUUUUAUCAAUACUAUCACUACAAUAGUUCAAAAGUCUGAUCAGAUUCAGUUGGCAAUGGCUGAAGUUCCAAGUUUGAUCUCUCCUUUAAUCGUUGAUGAUGUUAAAGCAGUGUCAAGAAUUCAAACAGUCACCUAUUUUGGAGAAGAUGUGACUCUUGGAAAGCCAAGUACUUCACAACCAGUCUUGGUCAAAGAAGAAUCAGAAAGUUCUAUAGCUUCUUCAGCAACAUCCGGCGCUGAUCAAUCGUUUGAACAAGAGUCAUUCGAUCUACAAGAAUCAGUUGAAGAUAGUACUUUUGUUAAUGUAAUUACUCUAGAACUGCAAAAGUCUGAGGAAGUGGAAUUGAUUAAAGCUGAAAUCCCAAUCUCAAUCUCACCUACGAUGGCUCAAGAACUUGAAAUGACAACGAGAAUUGUAACCGCUACUUAUUUUGGUGAAGAUGUAAGAGAAGAGCCAAGUACUUCGGUUUUGAUCAGAGAAGAUUCUGAAACUUUCACAGCUUCUUCAUCAACAUCAGGAGCUGAUCAAGAUCAAUCAUUUGAGCAAGAAUCAUUUGAGCUAGAGAAUCCUCAAGAACAAGUGAAAGAUAUUGUUUCAAGAGAUAGAAUUAAUACUGAUCUUUUGGCUUCUCAUCGCCUGCUGACAGCUGAAAUUCCUGGAGUCAUUCCUCCAGAGUUGAUAGAGGAACAAGAAAUUUCAUCAAGAAUAGAGACGGUGACUUAUUUUGGAGAAGAAGUGGCCCUUGAAAGCUCUCAAACUUCUCAAAAACUCUUGAGAAAAGAAUCUUUUGCCUCUUCAUCGACAAGUGGAGCUGAUGAUGAGAGAUCUUUUGAUCAAGAGCAAGAAAUUCAAGCACAAGAACAAGUUGAAGAUGAGAUUUUGAGAGAGCGACCAAAUAUCAAAAUGAUCAGAUUCACUGAGGUUUUGCUUACAAAAGCUGAGACAGUGAAACCGAUUUCUCCGGAUAUGAGCAGUGAAGUAGAAAUUGCAUCAAGAAUUGAAUCUGUUACCUAUUUCAGUGAAGAUUUAGGACAAAGUGCUCAAGCUUCACAAGAACUUUUGAGAAAAGAAUCUUUUGCUUCUUCGUCGACAAGUGGAGCUGAUGAUGAGAGAUCUUUUGAAAGAGAAUUGUUUGAGCAAGUACAAGAACCAAUUGAUGCUAACACUUUUAUCAAUACUAUGACUACAAUAGUUCAAAAGUCUGAUCAGAUUCAGUUGGCAAUGGCUGAAGUUCCAAGUUUGAUCCCUCCUUUAAUAGUUGAUGAUUUUAAAGCAGUGUCAAGAAUUCAAACAGUCACCUAUUUUGGAAAAGAUGUGACUCUUGGAAAGCCAAGUACUUCACAAACAAGUGCAUCAAGAAUUGAAUCUGUUAUCUAUUUCAGUGAAGAGGUAGAACAAAGUGCUCAAGCUUUACAAGAACUUUUGAGAGAAGAAUCUUUUGCUUCUUCGUCGACAAGUGAAGCUGAUGAUGAGAGAUCUUUUGAACAAGAAUUUGAACAAAUACAAGUACAAGAAGUCGAUGAUAUUACUUUCAGUGAUCAACCGAAUAUUGAUUUUAUAAGUUCAACUGAAGUUUUACUGAUAAAAGCUGAGAUCUCGAAUUUGAUUCCUCCAAAAAUGUGUGAUGAAGAAGAAAUCUUAUCAAGAAUUGAGACAAUCAACUAUUUUGGAGAAGAAGUGACUCCAAGAGAAAUCAGCACUUUAAUAAUUUUGCCUAGAAAAGAUUCUGAGACUGCUUCUUCAGCAACUUCUGGUGCUGAUCAAGAUUCAUUUGAAUUGCUAGAACCAAUGAUGGAAGAGAUUCAAGUGGAUCUAGACAAAAGUAUUGUUUCAACGGUUGACAUUGUGCCGUUUAAAAUUGAAACUGUUCAGUUGAUCUCACCAGAAAAGGAACUUGAAAGAGAGGAAAUGUCUCGAAUAGUGACAGCGACUUUUUGGAGUGAAGAAGGUUUGACAGCCGAAACAUCACAACCCUUGCUUGUAAGAGAGAUCUCUCAAGUCUCAUCGAGAACUUCUGGAGCUGAUGAAGAACAAAAUCUAUCAGAAGCAGAAUCGUCUGCAACUUCUGGGGCUGAUCAUGAUAGAUUGUUUAAGCAAUCAUUUGAUGAAGAGCCUCAGCCUACACCUUCUAUGCCACCACCCCGACCCAGCCCACCGAAGCUCGAUCAACUUGUCUCUCACCGAAUUCAAAUCGAUCUUGCCACUUCAAAAUCGAUCUCAACUUUCCCUUCACUAUCACAGACUAUAGAACCAAGAAAAACAAAAGACCAAGAAAUCGUCGGACGCAAGUGCGUCGAAGAUCAUCUGUUAGCGUGCAACAACUUAGUGAAAAGCUACAAUCUACAACCAUUCGCGCUGGAAUUCAUCAAAACGCCAACAAGAGUCACGAAUGAACAGGAGUUUUUCGGUUCAAGUGCAUUUGGUUUUAACGCAGAAAAAGACGAAUUAGCUGCUGAAGAAGAGUUGCCUGAGGAAUUUUCUUAUCAACAAUUUGAAGAGUCUAAAUUGAAGCGACAGCCGACUACAGUUAUCUAUACAGAUUCAUCGCUACGAGCUUCACAUUCUUCGUAUCCGCUUGAGCCCGAAGACGUUUUGGAAGUAGAACUGGAGGAUGACGCUGCUUUCACGGAUCAAGAUCAAGAAAAGAUUGCAGCAUCAAGAAAGAGCAGUGGUGGACGGGAUUUUAUCGAGAGCAAUGUUGAUGAAAGAACCCUUCCUGCGACGGUUCGCUUCUGCAAAAGUCUCAGUGAUGUGACUCCAUACACGGAGAAUCGACCAGAGAACAUUCGAAUCUCAAGAAGUAUCGCCUGUGUGGCAGCGAUUGGCCACGAGUGGCACGAGAGAUUGAACGCGUUUGAGCUCUGUGAACAGCACUCGUACACCGACUCGUUCUCGCUGCUCACAAAUGUUGAUUUCUUGUGUCGACUCAACUUCUACGCAAAUCGAUUGACCGAGAAGAUUGCUGAUGUGGCUGGCCGGGAUCUCCGAAUUCACAUUCGAACUCUCGGCAAUCCACGAGCCAGAUAUUUCAACGAUGCUGGAGAAGGCUACAAAUCAUCGUCGUUCUCGAGUGAAGCCAGUGAAGGACCGGAUGCUAGAGAAGAAGACCGCGGCUUUACGGUCGAGGCUGCUAACGAAGAAGAGGUUCCAACAUUCGGUCUCUUCUCAUUCCUCAGCCCUCGCAAACCCAGUCACAUCUUGGAGAGACCGCGCUCCGCUUUAUCGAUUUUAUCUAAAACUGAUGGGAGACAAAGUAGAAAGACUUCUAUCGAUCGAUCGGCUGCUUCGAGAAACGAUGACAUCAUGGGACUUUUGCGGCGAUCGUCCGGCGCUGACUCCAGAGCAUCCACCUCAUCACCAUUACAGCUUCCCGAUCACGCACUUGUUGGCCUUUCAUUAGAAGAAAAAGAGCACAUCAUGAAAGUGAUGGCCGCUGCACAAAGAGGAUCACCGACCACUUCGAGGAGAAGCUCAUCAGCUAUCGGACACUCGGUGAUCCCCGAAAUGAGCGAUCUCACCGACGCGGAAAGAGUUCAUAUCCAGAGUGUGCUCGAGAAGGUCGAACAAAGGCAAACGCCAUAUAUGAUCUCUGUGCCUCGUCGCCAAAUGACUGGUCGAACCGACUCCGCUCAAUCUGGCACGCAUCUCAUCACCAGACAUAUCGAAAGUCAAGAGGCAAUCGACGAGGGGAACUCAUUAGGGCUCACGUUUGCUCCACCCACCAUAAAAGAGCCGCUCACUAAUGAGGGGGUCGCCAAAGAAACAGAAAGAAACGCUGAAGAAACGCCGCUUUUCGUUGAGACACCCGAUUCAGCGAGAUUCGAAAGAUCGUUUUCGGAUAGAACUGGGGAAACGGAGGGUGCAUCUGAAGGAACUGAAGGACCAUCGGAUGAAGAACAUGAAGAGAUCGACUAUGAUCGACAGUUAGCUGAACGAAGAGCUCAAUUGCAUGAGGAACAAAUGUCGAUGGAGAGAGAACGAGAAGAACAAGCAACUGAAUAUGACUCUCGGGAAUCGCAAUCGGAUCGUCGUUCUUCUGCCAUGUCACGACAAUCCUCUGCAUUCAGCAUUAAAUCGGUUUCCGAGAUCAUCCGUUCGCCACACGUGCAUAAUUGGUAUGAGGAGCAGCUCUCGUUCAUGAAAGAAUCAAUGGCUGAUGAAGAGGCCGAAUUGGCGGAAGACGAUGUAACAGAAGGCGAAGACAAUGCCGACGUGCAAACGCCGACUCCAACGCAGGAAAGCCAUGAAAUUCAUCCAAUUCAAGAAAUUCAAGGCCAAUCAUCGGCGGGUCUUCUGACCGGAUCCUCCUUUGUGGGAUCCGGGCAGGGAAUGUUUGGAAGAAAAAGUGAUGGAGGAAAGACACAAUCAAGUGGAGGAUUCGGAUUUGGAAAGCUCGGAGCACUCGGCGGAUUGGCGAGUAGUGCGAUUGGAAAGGCAAAAGCAGCCAGUGAACAGCUACAAGCAGUGGCGAAAGAUGCGGUGGCGGAUAUUUCCCAACCAGCUCCCGCACAUCGAACCCCAUCACCACAGCCCACCCAACCAUCUCCAUCGAUGGCCGGUCCAAUUCCACCCGGUAUGGAGGAUCUCUCGGCAGCCGAGCGAGAGCAGAUCAUGGCGGUGAUGCGAGCGGCUGAAGGGGAAACAACAUUCCAGCCACAAAUCCCAUCACAAUCAUCUACUUCAAUGCAACCACCAAAACAAGGCAUCUCCCGUCCAGUCUCCUCUCUUUCCCAGACUUCAUCAAUGCGUCCAACUACAGCAGAAAUCGAUCCACUUGAAGGAUUGUCCGAAGAGGAAAAGGCGCACAUCUUAAAGGUGAUGGGAGCAGCCGAGAUCGAACAAUCGAUAUCACCGAUUCCUCCUAUUAAGCAAUCCCAAAAUAUUGCUCCAAAAUCACCGAUGAUCCCACCAAUGGAUGGUUUUGAAGGGUUGAGUGAAGGAGAGCAAAGGAAAAUUUUAGACGUGAUGAACCAAGCGGCAAUGAUGGACUCCUCAAUGGCAUCCACCUCUUUCACCCCAUCAUCACAGCCCUCUAUCAGAUCCGCGCAACCACCACAGCCAACCAUCGAUGGAUUAGAAGGAUUGACUGACGCUGAGCGGCAAAAGAUUCUAGAAGUGAUGAAUAUGGCGGCAAUGGAUGAGUCGAUGCCAGCGCCUCAACCAGUGUUCCUUCAAAAAUCUCCCUCUUUCACACCAGCUCCAAUUGUUGAAGAAGCGUUUGAUGGGUUGACAGAUGAGGAAAGAAGGCGGAUACAAGAAGUGAUGAAUCUGGCGGCAAUGGACGAGUCAAUGACGUCAUCACCAUUUACUCAAUCAUCAACAUUGAUAAAAACAGAUGAAAGAUUGAGACCAGUCUCUCCAUCAUUGCCCUUGUCAACAAUGGAUAUUCAAGGCUUAGAAAAUCUACCGGAUGAUGAGCGGCGUCGAAUCUUGGCAUUGAUGGCUGAGGCGGUAGCUGAUGAGCAAAUUUCUUCAACAUCGACUUUUGAACCGGAUUUUAUAGAAAGAAAAAUUCCAUCAAAAUCUGUUGAAAAUUUUCAAGGAUUUGCUAGAGACGAGGAAAUGAGGAGAGAGUAUGAGAUUGAAGAGCCCAUCUAUGAAGAGCCGGUGUACGAGCUAAAACAAGAGUCAACAGAUCAAUACCAAUCUCAAGAAGAACCGAGAAGCUAUGAGAUCCCGGAUCUCGACCUCUCUCAUCUGCCACCAACUGAACGAGAGCAAAUCUUGGCGGUGAUUCGAAUGGCGCAAGGAGACGAUCCAGCUAUGGCUACCCGAUCCACUCCAUCAACAAGACCAACAAUGCCCGAACCAGAGCUGCUGGCUGAUCGACUUGAACGAGAACGGAUCAACCUUCAGCAAGCAGUCACCGUACAUCCAAGAAGGGUCUCCCGAGAGAACUCAACGAUCAUAUCCGUCUCUUCCCGUGAAUCCCUCUACGAGACAUCCGACUCUGGAUCAUUCUAUGAGAAUCUCGCGAGAGAUAGCAGUCGAUCGGAUAGCAUGGCCGACAGUGGAUUCACCACUCAAUCGGGCAGUGUUCAGAGUGAAUUGGGCAGGAAAGAAAUCGAGUACAAGCACCAAGAAUUGACGAGAACCGACUCAGCCGAGCAGCGAAUUACGACAGCGGCAACGGAAUUGAGGCAUGGUCUUGAAGAGGCUGACUUCACGUUUGCCGAUGAUCGGUUCAAGAUAUCGGAACCGGAGACACAACAAGUCAUCGAAGCGCUUGAAGAUCCGAGAUGGAAAGAGAUGGAACAAACGUGGUCUUCAACACAACGACCCCGAAUGUGGACAACUGUCUUUGAGACGGACGAGAGUGAGAUGCCCGAUGAUCAAUUCAGAAAUUCUGAACCCUCUCAAUCCGUGCCAGCACAACGACUGCCCAGAACUCGGAUUUUCUACGAUUCGGCUGCAAGUCCUCUAGAUGCUGUUGAAAUGGAUGAUGUUUACGAUGUGUUUGCGACAGAGGAAGAGCCAAGAGUGAUCCCGGAGAUUCGACAACCAAGUGGAUUGCGCGAGUUGCGAGAGAUCGCAUUUGACUCGGGACCGAUCAUUCCACCGCAACAAUCUCAACUUCAAAGAAUCGGCGUCCCCGAGAUCGUGAUCAAGCCGAGCACUCCCGUUGCCUCAACCGUAACCACUCCUGAGAGCUCUCCGCCAAGCUCAAGCCCGGUGUCCGAGGUGGUGACCGCGCGGAAAUUCGCUCAAACGACACCAGCUCAAACGACAGCAGCUCAAACUCAAACUCAGCCUCAUACCCAGCCAAUUGUUGCCCCAAAAAAACCGGCUCGAAGAAUAAAAUUCUCUUAUCGAAACGCUGAUGACAGUGAUGAAUCGGAGCCGUCUUCUGAUGAAGAGGAUUAUCCGGAUACGGUAAUUGCCGCUCCAAUUGCUCCAUCAAAGCCUUACGAUGAGGUGGAGGCUGAACGAGAACAACAAGAACAAUUUGGAAGAGAAGUCCUCAGACAGAUUCAGGCUUUUGGUGACAGCAGCCAUCUUUCCGAUCUCGCCAACGACGAGUUCGACGUGCACUGGACUCAAAAUGGGAAAGAGCAGACGGCUGUGCGUCGAGUUGUACAAACGGUUGUGACAAUCCAUUCACAAGAGCCACUCCAUCACCAAGCCGAUCUCUCACAUCAACCGCAGAUCCCGUUGAAUGGAGCAAACAUUCCGAUGCCUGAUGAGCUCAGCACGCAAACGCUUACUGAUCCUCUUGACAUUGCUGAAGUGACUCGACGAAAUCCAUUCAUCGAUAGUCCUGAAGAGGAAGAAGUGUGCAUUGAUAUGGAAGAUAUGGAUCUCGAGCAGGUUCGACGCUUCUAUGAGGGCGGACCUGGGCAAUUCGCUCAUCGACCUGGCACCGUUUACACGAUACCAGAGGAUGAGUCUGAAGGAGAAUCGACGACUGGUGAUGCGAAAUUGCAUGCCCGUGAACGAGCGCGCCGAAAAGCAGCCGAAGUCACAGCAGCAAUUCUGUCAAUGUACGAGCAAGAUAGCCGAGAGAAAAAGAUCACCGAAAAGGAGCGGAUGGGGAAGAAAACCGCGGUCACAAUGCCCACCUACAGUAGUCUCUAUUCGGGAACAACUCGUCCAAUUGCCUCUACUGUCGACUCAUUGACAUACUCGCAACCAAGUGCAAUUGUUAGCCAAGGCUACGUGGUGCCGACCUACUCUUUCUCGGAUCUUCCAUCCACUUCAACCACAGUUACAGCCACUUCAUCGAUUAGCACCGUUCAACCGGUGUUUACUUCAACAAUGUCCUCUUCAACGGUUCGGCCGAUCCCCUCGACAAGCACUUCGUACGCAUGGCCUGCACCGGAAGUCUCGAGAACAACUUCAUCCACUUUGCCGAAAGCAGCUGUUGCUCCAACGACAGCUGUGCCUCGCGAGCAGCUCAUUCCUGCUACACAGCCAAGAGCCAAGACUCCUGAACAGGAAUUGUUGGAGAGUGUUUAUGGAGGCACAUCGGACUCGUAUCGAUUAACGAAAUUCUUAUACGAUACAAGCAUCAUUGAGACGAGUAGAGAGUUGACAACCAGCCUCUCCCCGUCGCAACACUUGGUCGGAUCAUCCGCCGAUGCGCACUCACCAUCAUUCCUCAUUCAGGACAUGAAACCUUCAUCUGUGCUUGGAAAUGAACUCGAUCAGGAGAAAACGCCUGAAGAUGGGACACCAAGACUGAAACGAUCACCGGGUAUGCUUCUUCCGAAUGAGUAUCCCCCUUCAACUUCUUCUCAAUUACCCUCAGCGUGGCUACCUUGGAACCCAGCCAGCAUCCAGCCAAAUCAACCGGAAAGUGCCCUUGCGGAACCGCAUGCUAAAAUGUCAAAACUCGAAGAUCAACUCAUCAACACUGUUCACCCGCAAGGUGCAAUCGAUACCACAACAAUGCCCAUCGAUUCUCUGCCAUUCACCGUUGAGAACACAAUGCAAGAGCUCUCGAGUGCCUACAAUUGGAUUAAAGAGAUCGAGGAUGAUGCGUGCUCGGUGGGCUCAGGUCAGAGUGAAAUGGGUCGGAGGAAACUCCCCUCGGUACCCCCAUUGCAACAAACAACACCAACCACACAACAGACAACUCCAGCUGUCAUUCGCGGUGCAUCCACGACUGCACCCCAAAUCGGGCCGUUCGGCGGCUCGAUGUCUGGCUCGAUCUGGCCACCCAGUCAUCAGCAAUUCGGCGCCACCCCGACCACCGCUUGGGCUUCGACUUUCACAUCAACAGCUCUGUCAACCUCGACACCAUUCGGCGUCAACAAUCAGCCGUCCACAAUUCUCCCAUCUGUUCUCUCUCGUCCAUUAGGACCCUACUCGUCGAGUCUCCUUGGCCAGCAACAAACCCAGCCACAACACCAUGUCUCGUUCGCUGAUCAAGAGCUCCGAUCGGGCAGAACCACCCCGCUGGCGUCAGCCUUUGCCCAACAACUCUACCUCAGCAGUUCGGCUCCACCCACCGCUACAUCUACCACUCAAUUCAAUCUUUUCUCAUCAAACAUGACAACACCUUUUGCAGCAAUGCAAUCGAAAACGGGAUCGAUCGGCUCACAAACGGGAAGCAGCACGGUGACUGGGCUUGGCGCUUCCACUCUUCAAUCGCACUCAUUUGCACCGAGCACUCAACCCGGUCAUCCCGGUCUUUCCUCUCAACCCGGCUCCGCGAUGGGCUCAAUGAUCGAUUUGACGAGUCGACCGCAAUCAUCGUGUUCGGCUUUGUCAACCGCUCGCACAUUCUACGAUCCAGCAAUCCUCCCUGGUGCUCAGAUCACAGCUUCAGCAAACCCGAAGAAGCAGACUUUCAGACCGGUCUCCUCGAUUUCCCACCAUAAACAUCGUGCCUCUCAACAAUCGAAAAUUCCGAACACUCUGGCAAGGGUUUUGUUGAAGAAAGAAUUGAAGGAGGCGUUAACACGACGCCGAGACGCGCUCGAAGCAUGCGAGAUCGAAGCAAAUCAACGACAAUACGUUGUGCAUAAAAUGCUGGUGACUGGUCUACUGCCGGAUAAUAGAGAAGACGAUGUGCCACGAGUGAUCCCUUGUCUGUUACCGAUCGAGUUGAUCAGCGGUGCCCGUGUCACUCCUCGACCCACAGCCACCGUCGGAACACAGAAAGACGAUCAUCUAGCAUCAAUUACGCAGAGAGAACAGCAGCCCAUUCAAACAAUGCAUUUCCCAUCGAAUUACUAUGCCGAUUUGCCAUCAACAUAUCAAAAGCGAAGUGUCGGCGUGCAAAGUGGAGAUGGAGUGGCGCUACCAACAAGAUACGAGUACAACCCACAACCACAGCACUCAAAAUUGUAUGAAAGAACGAUGGAAAGCUUUGGUCGUUUGUACGAUCAACGGGGAAUUGGCCCAGCUGCAAGUUUAAGUCAUCAGAUUAGCCAAGAGCGCUUGGAUCGACAAAGAGUGAAAACAGAAGGAACACAGACAGAAUACCCAUCAACGUCGACGAGCACGUAUCCGGUGGAUGCGAUGCGCGAGAGGAAAAGUCGAUGGGAUCAAGAUCGGUUGAAUCGAGAGAUGAGACAAGAAAUGAGGCAUGAUGAUCUGCUGGAAGCCACGAAGAGAUACUUUGAUGACUACGAUCGCCAACUCAGACAGAUGACGGCCGAGUUGCAAUUGAGAGACACAGUUGAAAGAGAAGAAAGACAAAGAAGGAGACAUUUCUCGGAUUCUCCGAGAAAUCGAAAUCGAACAUCGAGAUUCACGUUUACUGAUGAUGAUCCAAUGUCGAGAGAAUACAGAAAAUUGGAGUUAAUGGAUGAAUUGGCGAGGCGACGAGAUGAAAGAGACGCUGAUCGAUACUAUAACUCAUUGCCAAGAAUCGGUGGAUAUCGAACUGGUCGAGAUCUCACCUAUCGGGGCGAUCAACCGAGCUCCUCCACCUAUAAUUAUGGAAGUUUGCCGAGGAAUUACGAGCGUUGGAUGAUGAGUCACGAUGAUCCGAUACAGACCGAUUUUGAGCAACCAUUCGGUGGAAGAUCGAUGGGCACAGGCUCCGCAUACGAUAGAGGAUACUCUCGAUCGAUGUACGACAUCUCGAACAACGACCCGUUGAUCGAUCGAUACGCGCCAAAUCGAAUCCCAUAUUCGCAAGCCCGAUCCACUGGUUACUUGGACUCGACGGGUGUUGAGAGGGACGGCUUGCUGACAAUGCAGCCACAGUUCAGAAGAUCUUAUGGCCGAAUAAACGACCCGAGAGAUCCGUACGGAUUACAGCGAACCCAGGAGGCGCCACCACUUGGCCAAACAACAGCCAUCGGUCAGUCAAGCAUGGCCGGUGAUCAGAUGAUCUCACAAUACGCGAAUUAUCUUUCCCGACAAUUCUCUGAAGCUCAAUACGCGCCAUAUCAAGAUCAACUCUAUGGUGGAAUGCCGGGCUAUGGGAUGCCUGAGUAUCGACCAAACCCGCUAGCAGCGAGCACCCUGCCCGCACCGAUGCCGCUUCUCCACCAACGCCCUUUAGAACCCCAGCUCAAUGACCCGUACCACACACAAUCCACAAUGCCGCACACGUAUGCCACGAAUCCCUAUCCUGGUCUUGGCACGACCACGCUGGCUAAUGCGGGCACAAUCGGUGGACAGGGCAUCACGACAAUGUCACAACAAUCCGUCUACCCGUCAACAUCAUAUGUGACUCAGCAACGACCGGUUGGAUAUGGGACGAGUUACGGGACACAGAACGCCUAUGUGCAACCGGGAGCUGCUCAAUCGCUGAACCCGGUGUACAGCCGAAGUGAAACGAACUACGGCGCUCGGCCAAUGCAAACCUCGCUGGACUACGGGAACGGCAUUGGCGCAACGGGCACCUCGAGGAACAUCUACACCCGACAGCAACACCCAACCACAACCACAGCCGCGUCACUGCCUCCAAAAGCUUGGCACUAUGAUGGAGAUGCAUUGUCAAGAGUCUACGCGACAGCUGGGAGAAGAACCGGAAGAAAUGCGCAAGCCCCAGAUGUGAACACAAUGCGGGGUUACCGUAGCUUGGGAAGAGAGGGAAUGAGAAGGCAAAGAGAUGAGGAGAUGAACCAAGGAGGGACAAUCACAUCAUCCAAUCGUUCUCGACACCAAACCCCGCCAAGAGACUCGCAUUUCAAACGGAUCCUCUUAACGAGAAGAUUCAAAGAACACAAUAUCUAUAAUGACUUGGGCCUUCGAGUGAUUGGCGGGAAAAGAAUGGACAACGGAGAACUUGGAGCUUUUGUCUCGGCGGUUGACUCAUCAAGAAAUGCACAAACGCUUGGUGAAGUGAAAGAAGGUGAUCAAGUCCUCGAGUGGAACGGUGUACUCUUGACGGGGAAAACUUUUGAAGAAGUCGAGCGAAUUGUUAACUCAGCCAAAGGAGAAGUCGAGCUGAUUAUAAAGACACCCUGCCCACCCGGUUGCUUGCAACACAUCGAUUUCGUUGAUAAGGAUCGCAUCUACGAACCGGUUCCACAUCGCGAUCAUUCACCCGAAGCCGCCCCUCCAGUGCCCACUCAUCGAUCAAUGAAUGGAAACAAUGGGAACGGAAGAAUGAAUCAAUUAAACAACAAUUUCAUCAACGAUUACCCACCAGAGCCUCAAUGGACUCAACAAAUCGGCUAUUCGGCUCAGAAUAAGCCCGGUCAACCCGGUCAACUCGGCCAUCUUGAAGUGGCCAUGCACUACGAGAGAGCCACAUCGAGACUCAUUGUGAGAGUUCUCUCUGCAAGGGGAUUGCCAAUGAGAGACGGGCAUCGAGCGAAUCCUUUACCCAAUCCAUUUGUCAAGAUCUACUUGUUGCCAGGAAGAAAGGUUUCUCACAAGCGUCGCACCCGUUUUGUGCCCUCGUCGGUGGAUCCCGAAUGGAAUCAACUGGUAGAGUACGAUGUGCCAUCAACCGCUCUCCAUUCUCAUUAUCUUGAGUUUUCUCUUUGGGACUACGAUCGUUUCACAGAAAACAACGCUCUCGGACAAGUCGUUGUCUCGUUAGCGGAACGUGGAGUCCUCUCGAGCAGUCCUCGUUGGUAUCCAUUGCAGCCGUGUGAAAGAACAUCACUUGCAAGACAUCAGAUCAACAUCCCGGUCGAUCGAAGCCGUAUUCCACAACAAGGAUUUCACUACAACCCAAUUUCGAUGGACAUCGGCUACCCGGUGAUCAGC
Messenger RNA from Mesorhabditis belari, 15621 nucleotides. NCBI's taxonomy places the organism in Eukaryota, Metazoa, Nematoda, Chromadorea, Rhabditida, Rhabditidae. The record is from the annotation of a GenBank genome assembly.